UCCUACCGCCCGAUUCCGAUCACCCCGCAACCCUCACCGCUCAGAAAAAUCUCCUCCGUCACUGUUUGGGUCGCGCACGUCCCUCUAACCCUGUUCUGUCUGACUGACUGAGCUGAAUGAAGAUAUUUUAAAGGAGCUCGUGUCAGCGGAGAUGUUGGCAGGUGCGUUAGUUCUGGGCACCAUCCUUACAGCUUUACCAGGGAUCCAGAGCAGGUGGAGUGUGUCAUUUUCUAGGAGGGAGAUCUGUGUGUGGGCGGGAACAACUGUCACUCUGCCCUGCCGUUAUGACUACCCAUCAGGUCACACUGUGAAGCGGGUCAUGUGGUUCCGUGUGUCUGCAGACGGCCGAAGGGAGUUCACUCACCACACUGACCCCAACGAGAUCAGCCUGUCAUACCGUGGACGCACACGCUACAUCGGAGGCAGCUAUUCCAGCUGCUCGGUCCAGAUUCGGGUUGUGAAGCUGAGUGAUGCAGGCGAGUACCACUUCAGGUUUGAGACGGACCAACCGCUGGGCAGGUGGACCUCCCCGAACACCAUCAAACUUGAUGUAACAGACCUCCAGGUGCAGGUGCACCCAGCAAGACCCGCCAACAUGUUUGGCUUUGGGGAGACUGUGUUUGUAGGUUGUCAGGCCAGAGGAUGUGCUGCUCCAGGACGGAGCCUUGCACUGUACAGGAAUGGACUGAACCUCGGCUCCUAUGAGCAGUGGAUGAUCAUCAACCGCUUUGACCAGCAGCAUGCUGGAGCGUACACCUGUCGACCAAUCCCUCCACAGAAUGUCCAGUCACCAUCCCUCUCCCUGGCUCUGGGACACACUCCUCACUCCACGUCCAUAUCAGUGUUCCCAGCAGGGGAGGUGACAGAGGGAGGGUCGGUCACUCUGACCUGCAUUAGUGACGCAGCUCCGCCUGUAGAGAGCUUUGCAUGGUUCAAAGACAUGGACAGUGGCAGCAUCCCUGACAGUUUCAGGCCUCAGCUCCACCUGUCCCACCUUAGAUACACAGACAGAGGAGAGUACUUCUGUGUAGCUCGUAACUCACUGGGGACAGACCGCUCCAAACCCCUUCUACUCAAUGUCACUUACUCUCCAAAGAACACUCGCGUGCUGGUGAGUCCUCCAGGUGACAUCAGAGAAGGCUCCUCUGUGAACCUGAGCUGUGUCAGCCAAGCCAACCCUCCUGCCAACAGGUAUGCUUGGUAUCGUAUCCUUGGGGACCAAGUGUUGGCUAAAGGAACGUUCCAGAACCUGACGUUCCCCGCGGCGCGCGCUCACCACGCUGGUCAGUACUACUGUACAGCAUCGAGCCGGUUAGGAUACCAAACCUCCCCGGUUGCUACGCUCACUGUACUUUACCCUCCUAAGAACACCUCGGUUCUGGCUCGUCCCUCCAGCGUGGUGGAAGCCGGCCGACCUUUGACCUUGACCUGCAGCAGUCAGGCCAACCCAGCGGUGGAUAACUUCACGUGGCACCGCUUGACCCUGGACGGGGGCUCUGUACAAUCGUGGGGCACCAAGUCCGGCCCCGUCUUCACCUUCUCAGAGGUCGGCCCCGGAGAGAGCGGUCAGUACUACUGUGAGGCCAGGAAUCGAAUCGGAGCCCACAGCUCUCCUGUCCUCACUGUCCGAGUCAGAGGUCGCCUUAAGGUCAUCGCCUUGGCGUCAGCAGUAGGCGUGUCUGCUGGACUCAUCACUCUCACGGUGGCCAUCAUGAUCAGUAAGAACAUGCACAGAGUAGACAUGGAGUCAGGGGAAGUGGCAAAUAAGCGCCCAUCAGUGACAGCUGACACCAUGUUCUAUGAGUCAGCCCAGCAGACCUUUCCAGUGAGAAAGGGCAAGAUGUCCGACAUACCGGAGGAGCCAGAGGACUUGAGUGACAGCUCCCAUCCGGCCAUCGUUCCUCUGAAGGAUGCUCCACCAAUCACAGAGGUUGAAAGUCGCAGCCCUGCGCCCAACUACAUCUCCGUCCACUACUCCAAAUUAUCCAGUGCGGAGCAGGUGCAGGUCCACAGUCUGCCACUGGGCGGGGACAGAAAGCCGAAGGAUUCCCCCAAAGUUGUUUACACGUUACUGCAGCAGCCUCGCCACUGACCGGGAGGGGAAAGGGCGGAUCAGCCUGCCUCGCUCAACAUACAUUCACCCAGAGAGGACUGUGGGACGGGAAACGACUCCUUGUGAACUCUGUUGAUGCCUUACGCUGCUCUGGGUCUUUAGGGAUUCUUCCCCAUGAGGACGACACGUGGUCCUGGUCCUGGUCCUGAAUGCGAGUCCAGCUCCCAAACUGUGUUGCAUGUCUCUCUCUUUCUUUUUCUAUGCAUCUUGUGCUGCCUGAAGAAGCAGAACUGCUUCAAUUCAAAACAUUAAUAAGUAACACUGAUCGUCACGUUGGUUGUCGUUUUGCUUGCAUUCAUACCCACAGUACAGGCUCUAUCUACUGCUGCUUUUUAGUUGGUAGCUGACGUGUAAAUUCCCAACCAAGUUAAUGUAGAUGACACAAUAUGACUGGCUGCAUCAUUUGUAUCCUGACCACUGAUAGGUGACUAUUAUUUGUACAUAAACAUACAUUUCUCAAAUACAAAUUACAUAUUAGUGGAAAAACAUAUCGAGAAUUGUUUGGCAUCUAUAAAGAAUAUGCAGUGUUUGACACAUAUGAGUUUCACUGUAUUCCUCGAUCUUCUUAAUGGUUAACAGGUUUACCCAAGCAAGCAAUAAGGCAAAAUUACAUGAUGUGGUUUGUGUGUUUGUUACAUUAAGAAAAAUAAAACUCAAACUGUAACUUGAUUGAAUGUACUGUACUAUUAUAAGUGCAUGAGAGU
Acanthopagrus latus (yellowfin seabream) is the source of this 2817-nucleotide messenger RNA. RefSeq names its product B-cell receptor CD22. The transcript is spliced from 19 exons. The record is from RefSeq and is a predicted model, not a curated record. The coding region runs from base 152 to 2092 and encodes 646 amino acids. Lineage: Eukaryota; Metazoa; Chordata; Actinopteri; Spariformes; Sparidae.